Candidozyma duobushaemuli is the source of this 696-nucleotide messenger RNA. RefSeq lists its product as uncharacterized. The record is from RefSeq and is a predicted model, not a curated record. Gene Ontology annotation, biological process: chromosome segregation. NCBI's taxonomy places the organism in Eukaryota, Fungi, Ascomycota, Pichiomycetes, Serinales, Metschnikowiaceae. The transcript has a single exon. Gene Ontology annotation, cellular component: Ndc80 complex. The coding region runs from base 1 to 696 and encodes 231 amino acids.
AUGAGUCUUACCACACCAGCAGUGCAAGAGUUCAAUCUGCUCCUUAAGGAGAUGGAGGAUUUUACUCUGCGAUUCCAGACAUUUACUCUACAAAAAAAGCUGGCCAUCCUGUCAUCUAAGCUGCAACAUAUCAACCGAGUGAAGGAGUUUGAGAAAAGGGCUCGAUCUCUACAAGCGGAAAUAAAAGCCACGACAGAAAAGUCAGAGAAAACAGAAGCUCUAGCAGCUCAGUCAUUACUUGAUCUUCAAGCAAAGCAAGAAAAAGUCGACGCUCUCACGGCCCAGCUGGACAGCAGAUUGGCUGCAAAGGAUCAACUCAACCGAGACAUUGACAAUUUGAGAAAAGAAGUGGCCGAGCUCGAGAAUAUUUUGAAAAACACUCGAUCCACGCUAGGUGACCAAGCAAUCAAGGACGCUGAGGAGCUCACUAAAUUUGAACAGUACUUGGGAUUGAGAAUCGAAGCAGUUGACAUCGAUCUCCUCAAGUUCAAAUUUGUCAAUAUCGACCCCAAUAAUGUUGAUCGUGAGGUUUGGUGUGAGCUAAAUGUGGCGGAGCAAGAAUACAAGGUCGGGCUCACGAAUCCAAACUUGCCCCGCGAUGUCAUUCUUCGGAUACAGAAAGAUCUCAAUAUGCAUGGUGAACUUGUCAUUUUUCUUCAGCUGAUGCGGAAUGCUUUACGUGCUGAAGUUUCCUGA